Molecule: messenger RNA, 2187 nt
Organism: Leptopilina boulardi
Lineage: Eukaryota; Metazoa; Arthropoda; Insecta; Hymenoptera; Figitidae
Exons: 2
Coding region: 243-2186 (647 amino acids)
Source: RefSeq, a predicted model, not a curated record
CAGAGAGGUAACUCUCAUAGCAAAUAAUAUUUCAUAUAAAGAGUUAACAAAACAAAAAAAUAAUUAUUGACAGCUAUAAGGUUUCAUAAAUAAUACAAGAUAAUAAGUUAAUUUUGGUACACAGUAAUUUUGUUAUACAAAUUAAAAAAUCAACAUCAGAAUCAGCUAAAAACAGAAAUAGCUAACUAUUGUUUAUAUAUUAGUAAAUACAAACUUUAAACUUAUAAAAUCCACCUUCAAGAAUGGAUACAUUUAAAAAUGCUCUAGAAACAGUUCAGCUAAUACCAAUUUUUAAUUAUAUAAAUAUCCUAAGUGAUUUUUUAUUUAUUGAAGAAUAUCUUUCCGAAAUAGACCAAAGUAAACAAAUUCCAAUAGUCAAUGCACUUUACAAAUAUUUGGAAGAUCAUGAGAAUAGUAAAAUCAAAAUGGAUCAAUUAAUUAGAAAUUUGUUAAAAGGAAGCGACCUUUAUGGAGAAAAAGACAACGAAAACUUUGAUAUCACAUUUGUUAAUGCGAUGUUCGACUACAUUAUUAGUUCCCUAGUAUUUGAAAAAUAUGGUAAUAUUUAUGCCUUCUUGGCUGAUAUUUUUUUGAAAGCAGAAAAUUUACAAAUAGAAACUGUAUUGAAUGCGAUCAAAGUAAAUUUUUACAAUGCGUCUUUUGAAAACGAAUAUGGUGAAACCUCGACGUUAAGUCCUUUAUCAGUAGACAGAAUAUUCAAAGACAUAAUAUUAUCUCUAUUUCCUCGACCAAAAGCCAAUAUUAGUUUAUUGUCUCUUGAUUAUGUUUAUGCACAAGCUGGUUCAAUGUUUCUCCGAGCUGGAAGAAUAAAUUCUAUAUAUUACAAUGAUUUUGAAAGCCAUGUUGAAAUUUUGACUGAAGAAAAUUUAUUUGACCAAUACUUAAUAACCGGUCAUGUAAUCGAAACAUUAAUAGAAACCGACAAGAAGAAUUUUAAUCUCAUAAAAGCGUUUGCUCUACCAGCUCUUUCGUAUUAUAUUUUUAAAUCAAAAUAUUUAUUUGCCUAUGAAAGCAUGGCAAAUUUAAUAUCCGAUUUAAAUUUUUGGAAGACUGCUUAUAAUCAAUUAUUUCAAUAUACAACUAAUGCAUUUAAUGACAUGAAAGAUAAGUUAAAGAGUGGUUACAUACUUAAUAUGCAUAUGGCACUUUCUAGUUUUCAAAGUAGUGCCGCAUUGGCCAAAACUUUCAUAGACCAACAUUGUACACAUUUAACUUUAAAUGAAAAAGAAUCUAUACUUCCCGUUUACUUAUUUCAUCCUACAACCUUCCAAUGCAAAGAUGGCAAUCCUCUACCUAAUAUAAAAGAAUACACUAAAAAUCAAAUUAAUAACAUCACCGAAUUAUAUGAAACGUAUGAUUUUCAAUUAGUUCAAGACGCCUUUCCACCAUCUCUAAUAGAGCAAAUUAACAAUAUUAAAGUCGUUAUAAAUUUACUAAUUCCUAGCAAUACAGUAGAACAAGGUGAUUUUUCAGAAUUAAUACAUUUACCAUAUGAUAUAUUGGAAUUUUAUUUUCCAAAUAAUAAAAGUUUUAAUUACUAUCUUUUAAGAAGAGAAGAUUACAGCGUGACAUUAACCAAUGAAGCUGAUAAUCCUGAACGUUUGCCACGAGAAAGUAGAUUCCAUUUUCAGAAAUUAUACAGUGUUGUUACAUAUACAACUAUGAAAACAGCUCAGGAAAAUCUUAGAGAAUUUUUUCAAAAUUUAAUAAAAUAUAAAAAAUCACGAUUAGAAUCAUACUUAAAUUUUUUGGACAAUUACCGAGGAAUCGAUAAACCAUUGAAAAGUGAUUGGUGGAAAGAAUUUGGUUUAUCUUUAGUACCAUAUUAUCCUUGUUUGUCAGACACAUCCAAGAAAAGUUGUUCACAAUUUUAUAUAAAUUAUGUAGAUGAUGAUGAACAUUCAUUAGGUCCACUUUUCAGAGCAGUAUUUUUUCAAAUUGCAACUAGUAAAGUAAUAGAUGAAAUUGUACCAAAAAGAUAUAAAUACAACAUUUCAAUAUUAAACGCAUUAAGGAAGUUCUCUCCCUCCAACGUCAGUCAAAUCAAUGCCCAUUUAAGUUUUCAUUUGUAUCACGUAGUACAAGCUCAACGCUUGGCAACGUUGGAUUAUACUUCCCCCGUUCCGUUUCGUGUCGUCUGCUAUUGUUUGAUUUAUUUUCGUUAAA